UGUUUUUAAUUAAUAACAAACUGCGUAUAUCCAUAGUAGUCUCGUUGUUACUUUGACGUAAACUGCUCUAAAAGUAGAGUACGAUUUUCCUCUUUCUCCAGAUAGUUUAAGAAAAUAAAAAAACUUCUCAAGUGGAGGCACCGUAUAUAAAAGUGUAACGGAAAAGUCAGUAAGAAUAGACCCAAACUAUUUCAGUGAUUAAAGCCUAGAAAAUAUUUUUCAACCUAUGGAAUGGGAACAGGAUUAAAAAAAACUAUUGCAAAAUACAGUUAUUUCAUUAGUGCAGUGUUGUAGUCCUGGUAUACCUGUAUGGUCUUUAGGAAGAUACAUUGGUGAAGAGCCGUACGUUUGUCAGGCAAUGCAAAGGAAGGCUGAGUGUAUCUUUUCUAAUCCAGGAAAUCUUUUCUGCUAGUUAGUACUCUUGAGCCAGGGGAACUCUGGGUCCAAAGGUAUUGGGGAUAUAUUGAGAGUACGUAGGCGUACUUGGAUACUUUUUCUCUGUUUACUUCCAAGAAAGACCUCUGGUUAAGAUCUGCUUCUCUUUUGUGCUGAUGGUUGGCAGCGUUAAAUAUAUAUAAAUUAUGUAAAAUUAUUUAGGGUCCUGUUAAUGCCACUUCUGUACUACUUCGAAGGUUGAUGUCAGUAGUUUGGAAGAAAUAAUUCAGACUUGUUAGCAGACAAAUCACUUUCAUUUUAUCUUCAACUGUUAUGUAGCUAGAAUUCUGGUCUGUGAACUUCUCAAAUUUGCUAUUUUCUUUCUUCCAGUAUUUCACUAUGAAAAAUUUCAAACAAUGCAGAAAAGUUGAAUUGUACAGUAACUACCGAACCACCUGCGCAGCACUAACAUUUUCAAGACAGCUAUUACAUAGUAAAUAUUAAGGAACUGAAAUGAUCAAGUUUGAAAACCAGCGUAAAUAUAUAUCAGACCAAGAUAUUGUGAGCUCAUGUUUCUGGCUAGACCUAUGAUCAUUCCCAUGAGACUUCACUUCACCGUUUUCUCAAGUGUCUUCCUCAUCCCUAAUGUGUAAUCCUUCUACGUGGACCUGCUACUUUAGCUAAGAUAUGACCAGCAAUGAAUAGCAGUAAGAUAUGUGCUGAUUAGAAGGCUCACUUGUGCAGCGUGGAGGAUAAGACAGUGCCUUACAAAAAUGGGGUUUGGGAGUGACCUGAAGAAUUCACAUGAAGCUGUGUUAAAACUGCAAGACUGGGAAUUACGGUUACUGGAAACAGUGAAGAAAUUUAUGGCCCUGAGAAUAAAAAGUGAUAAAGAAUAUGCAUCUACUUUACAGAACCUUUGUAAUCAAGUUGAUAAGGAAAGUACUAUUCAAAUGAAUUAUGUCAGCAAUGUAUCUAAGUCUUGGCUACUUAUGAUUCAGCAGACAGAACAACUUAGUAAGAUAAUGAAGACACAUGCAGAGGACCUAAAUUCUGGACCCUUACACAGGCUCACCAUGAUGAUCAAAGACAAGCAACAGGUGAAGAAAAGUUAUAUAGGUGUUCAUCAGCAGAUAGAGGCAGAGAUGAUCAAGGUUACAAAGACAGAAUUAGAGAAAUUAAAAUCUAGCUAUAGACAAUUAAUAAAAGAAAUGAAUUCUGCCAAAGAGAAAUAUAAAGAAGCUUUAGCUAAAGGGAAAGAAACUGAAAAGGCCAAGGAACGUUACGACAAAGCCACAAUGAAACUUCAUAUGUUACAUAAUCAGUAUGUAUUGGCAUUGAAAGGGGCACAGCUUCAUCAGAAUCAAUAUUAUGACACCACACUUCCUCUGCUUCUGGACUCCUUACAAAAGAUGCAAGAAGAAAUGAUAAAAGCACUAAAAAGUAUAUUUGAUGAAUACAGCCAGAUAACCAGUCUUGUUACAGAGGAAAUAGUGAAUGUCCAUAAAGAGAUUCAGAUGUCGGUUGAACAGAUAGACCCUAGCACAGAAUACAAUAAUUUUAUAGAUGUUCACAGAACAACGGCUGCUAAAGAGCAAGAAAUUGAGUUUGAUACUUCCUUACUAGAAGAAAAUGAAAAUCUUCAGGCAAAUGAGAUUAUGUGGAAUAAUUUAACAGCAGAAAGUUUACAAGUAAUGUUGAAAACUUUAGCAGAGGAACUCAUGCAGACACAGCAGAUGCUUUUAAAUAAGGAGGAGGCUGUCCUGGAACUAGAGAAAAGAAUUGAGGAAUCUUCUAAGACCUAUGAAAAGAAGUCUGAUAUUGUGCUUCUGUUAAGCCAAAAACAGACACUUGAAGAGCUGAAACAGUCAGUCCAGCAGCUGAGAUGUACUGAGGCAAAGUUUACAGCACAGAAAGAAUUACUAGAGCAAAAAGUACAAGAAAAUGAUGGGAAGGAGCCACCUCCAGUAGUCAAUUAUGAAGAAGAUGCACGAUCAGUUACAUCUAUGGAAAGAAAGGAGAGGCUAUCCAAAUUUGAGUCUAUUCGUCAUUCAAUUGCUGGAAUAAUUAGGUCUCCAAAAUCUGCACUGGGCUCUUCAACAUUCUGUGAUACAAUCCCCAUAAGUGAGAAGCCCCUGGCAGAGCAGGACUGGUACCAUGGUGCAAUUCCCAGAAUAGAAGCGCAGGAUCUGUUAAAACAACAAGGAGACUUCUUGGUGCGAGAGAGUCAUGGGAAACCUGGUGAAUAUGUCCUUUCUGUAUUUUCUGAUGGACAAAGGAGACACUUUAUCAUACAAUUUGUUGAUAAUAUGUAUCGAUUUGAAGGCACUGGGUUUUCAAACAUCCCUCAACUUAUAGAUCAUCACUAUACAACAAAACAGGUCAUCACUAAGAAAUCAGGUGUAGUUCUGCUGAAUCCUAUUCCUAAGGAUAAGAAAUGGGUUCUCAAUCAUGAAGAUGUCACAUUGGGAGAAUUACUGGGCAAGGGAAAUUUUGGUGAAGUAUAUAAGGGCAUAUUAAAGGAUAAAACUGCUGUUGCUGUUAAAACAUGUAAAGAAGAUCUUCCUCAGGAACUGAAAAUAAAAUUUUUACAAGAAGCCAAAAUUCUCAAGCAAUAUGAUCAUCCCAAUAUUGUCAAACUUAUAGGAGUUUGCACACAAAGACAGCCUAUCUACAUCAUUAUGGAACUGGUUCCAGGAGGUGAUUUCCUCUCCUUCCUGAGAAAGAAAAAGGAUGAAAUAAAACUCAAACAAUUAGUGAAAUUUUCAUUAGAUGCUGCCUCUGGUAUGUCAUAUCUCGAGAGUAAAAACUGUAUACACAGGGAUCUUGCUGCAAGAAACUGCCUGGUAGGUGAAAAUAAUGUUCUAAAAAUCAGUGACUUUGGAAUGUCUCGUCAAGAGGAUGGUGGAGUGUAUUCAUCUUCUGGCUUAAAGCAGAUUCCCAUUAAAUGGACAGCACCAGAAGCUCUUAAUUAUGGAAGAUACAGUUCUGAGAGUGACGUGUGGAGCUUUGGCAUCCUCCUCUGGGAGACCUUUAGCUUAGGGGUCUGCCCAUACCCUGGAAUGACAAAUCAGCAAGCACGGGAACAAGUGGAGAGAGGAUACCGAAUGUCAGCCCCUCAGCAUUGUCCAGAGGACAUUUUUAAAAUUAUGAUGAAAUGUUGGGAUUAUAAACCUGAAAACCGCCCCAAGUUCAGUGAACUGCAGAAAGAGCUUGCUGUCAUCAAGAGGAAAGUCACAUAGUGACAGAAGUACAACAGCCUUCAGGACUCGGUCCUGCAGCUGAUGAUCUCGUUCUUCUCGUUAACAAUGAGUUCAUACCACGUUACCUGCAACAGUCUUCUAAGGUUAUUUUUUUUAUUAACUGUUUUUUUAAAUAUGUGCCAUUUAAAAAAAAGUCAAAGGCAAGUGCAUUCAAGAAACAGACAGUCCUACCAAGGGCUUGAUUAGCUCACCACAGCAAUCCUACCAUUUCAGGCCGUUGUACAUAGAAAAGCACAGGCUCUAAAUGAGAGAUGACACAGCUCUCUUUUUCACACCGGGACCAUUCACGUUUCUCAGAGGUUUUCUACUUCAGGCACAGUUCCUGGGCUGCUGUCCCAUGCCGCAGACCCCACUCAGUUGGUGCUAUAGGCUGCAUUGGUAAUGCCGUAUUGGCAGGACACAUUCCAACCACGGUUGGCUUUCUGCUCUGCCAAGGCAAGAUUACAUUUGUAAACAUCAUUUUAUUUUGGGAAUUAUUUGGACCUCCUAGAGUUUUUCUUUUCUUUCUUGCCAGAAAUAAGCACAGUGUAAGAAUCAUCACACUCCUUUAUUAUUACUAAGGCUGUCAUUUCCCUCCUCCUUUGUCCGGGCAUCAGAAAAUGAUGCGUGAAAUGUCCUCAGAGAGCACACCAUUAGAGUUGAGGCAGCAGCUUUUAAAGGAUGUUUUAGAGAGCUGUGACCGCAGGAAGUCAAUUUGAACAGGGGAGUGGUCUGGAGAAAGGAGCAGCCAGAGUAGUGAUCAGAGAAGAGAAGAAACAGAAAAUAUAAAAUCUGCCUUCUCAUCAGAGUUAUGCCUUUACACACACACUCCCGUUUUAUUUCAUGGUCUGAAUUCACGAGAAAGGUUUUAAGAAAUGUUUUCAGGAGUUCACAGAGAGAGCCUUCUUAAUGGCAACAAAUUUUUUUUUAGAGAAACUGCAAAGCACAAGUCCACAGAAAUAACAGCAUACUUUUGGUUAAAUACCUUCCCUUCAGAGAAAGACAUCCCAGAAUUUAAUGCUCUUCAUUUGUACCACUUUUCAGAGCUGUCAGAAUGUCAUGAUCCUAGUUCAUAAACACAUUCACAUGUGUACGUACACAAGUGCACGUGCGCAUGCGCGCACACACACACACACACACACACACACACACACACACACUCUCUCUCUCUCUCUCUCUCUCUCUCUCUCUCUCUCUCUCUCUCUUUUACUACCAAGAUGCAAGGCAGGUGUGAAUGGAGUAAACAGUUGAGAAGUCAAAUGAGCAUUAUUGAGGAGAAGGACACAGGGACAGCCCUCCUAUUUCCUCUCUUCCCUUCAUUUACCCUUAUACUGCUGCCUGGAAAUCCCUGUCAUUUGCUGACAGGUAUGUGAGUACAGUUCUGGAGAUGUUUCAUAUGGAUAAUACAUAACACAGAGUUAAAACUAGGAUUCUGUUGAGCUGAAUCUUAGCUGCAUCCAGGGAACUUACCCCGUGUUCUGUAUAUAGUUGCCUCUCAGGAUAAAUAUGUGUGUAAGAGAUGGUCAUGCUCAGGGGUAAAUGGGGCUUGGGAGCUUUUAUUAAGUGCUCAGGCCUGUGUCCAGAUAAAUAGCAUCUUAGUGAUUAUUUGGUCUACGUUCAUUGGAAGAGUUUAUAGUAUAGAAAAUUCCUCCUGCCCUCUCCAGCUGUUUGCUGCCUAUGAAUAUCAUUGCACAGGACUCACACCCAGUACUUUAAAGAGUAUAGAGGAUAAUACUGACAGAAAAAUGGCUUGUGUCUAUCAUUUUAAUCCCCUUGCAAGUUUUGUACACAUUUAAUGAGCAUUACAUCCAGACUGAAAUGAAAGCAUAAUAAACUUGCCCUCAAAAAUAUACUGCAAUAUACAAAGCAACUAUUUUUUAAUCAGCAUUGUUUCCCUUCUGUCAAAUAUAAAUAAAUGGAACCUUCUUUUGAUGGCAUAUACUGUGAUAAAUCAAAGCACAGACUCGUGAAUUAAGAUUAAGUUCUGGGGUCUUCAGGCACUUGCCAGCCUGCAAAAGUAAGAAUAAGAAGGGGACAUUUCCACCCUUCAUCAGUAUCUCCAAGUGAAUCUCUCCGACAUAUUCUUUGUUUAAAGAAAACAGCCUCCCAUCACUUGGCAGCCUCAAUGCUAAGCUCUCAGCAUGGAGAGAAAAUGAUGGUUUUGGCUUUAAUUUUGUGAACAAGACCUGAAGCUUAAUCUUUUCAUUCUGGUGUAAAGAAUGAACAUGCAUUGGUAUUUCACUCAUCCAGGCUGUUAGAAUUUGCAAUUCACAUCAAAACUCUGUGCUUAAAUUAAAGAAGCUUUUCAAAACAUCGUGACAUCUGCAGCAUUUAAAUUCUGUUUUAUUUUUUCUCCCAAAGCAGGCAAUUGUAUAGUUCAGGAUUAAUAAGUCACUGGGAGUCUUUCAGGAUCAUAUCAGUUGUAUAGAAUGUUAAAUUUAAUAUAGGCACAUGCAUUAAGAAAAACUAAUGCAAACCAUUUUUACUGUUAAUUUUGUUGUGCUUGAAGCAUAAUUUAUUCAUCCCUUCUGUCACUGAUAAUUAUUGGAAUUAUGUACUUUAGGAGGUUAAUCCAUACCCAAAAAGCAUACAUAUAAAUACUGUUCUGAAUUUGCAAGUUAAUGUAGGAAAGAAAGCUUCAGAAAUAUACAAAAUUCUAUGGCUUGUUUAGUAAGAAAACAGUUGUAACCAAAAUUGCUACUGGUCUGAAUGUAAUUAAGCCAGGUCACAAAUCUUUGUGUUGUUAAUGGAUUUUCCAGGAGGUGCAUAUAUCACUCCAAUACAGUUCCUGUCAUAAUUCCUUAAAUGUAUGAAUAUGGAGUAGGGGGCAGGUAAGCCCAGGCAGUCUAACUCUCACCUGCAUUUUUCUAUCUUGAAUCAGCAAGGAGUCUUUAUGAGAAAUAUUUAGGUAAUUCAUCAUUUUUCAAGGAAGGAAAUCUUUUAAUGUCAAAUUAAUGUUUAUUACCAAUAUGUGAAACCUAAAAUUAAUUUUGUAUUCCAUGUAAUCUAAGGUUACUUCCCAAAGCCAAUAUAUCCUUUCUUUUCCAGGAAAAUAAUAAUAAAGGAUUAACAAGUUUUGUUUAAACUUUCAAAAUCAGAGGCUUUAUUUCAAUAGCCCAUCCUGCCUCUGGGUCCCCAGUGAAAGGUCUCAUGUUAUCAUUUCUCUUUUAUCUCCCAAAUUUAAUAUAGGCAAUAAAGUUCUUCAUCCACAAUUCACCGUUUUAUCACAAAUACAUUAUUGAAACAUCCUACCACAGAUCAAUAUAGAACAUGAGCCUAAUUGUAUUAGUUAUUGUUCAGUGCACAUUUCACAAUUGUUUUUCAUUUGAGGGUUAUUUAAAAAAAAAAAAAUGUUUAGUCAUUGAAAUAGUCUUAAUUUCCUUUAAACCAUGAUAUGGUUUUCUUGUCUAUGUUAUACUCAUGUUUUAGUUUGCCAUAUGGUUUUAUGUAAAGUUUGGCUAAUACCACUAAAAUAACUAUGGCUUCACAACACUGGUGUGUCAAGAAGAAACUGUUUAAUUAUAAUAUAUGCCACACACUGAGGACCUUGUAGUGAGGUAAACAUAAAUAUGAGAAUGCAAAAAUACAUGUCUGGAUCAUAUGUCGCUGUCCUUCAGAGAUAUCUCAGUCACUCUGCUUUCUAAUUCAUUCUUGUGAGUCAUCAGAUCUUUUAAGAGUACCUGAAAACCUUACUUAGUUUACUCUGGAUACACUAUUUUGUGGCCGUGUGUCCUUCGAAGUGAGAUUAAUUGAUACUUUCUGAAAAGGGGUUGUUUGCCUCAGGCCUCUUCUUUUUACAUACACUCCCUUGAUCACACCAUUGAUGUUAGAUGUUUCUUCAACAGAAUUGACUGUCCAUAAGCACUGUUCUCAGUCAUGGAAAGACUGGCUUUUGUAUUUAGGAGGUCAGAGCCCCCACACAAAACAGAGAAUAACGCAAAAUAUACAGAACAACAAAGGGGCAGACAAUUGAAAAAGACGUUUUCUUUAUGUUUUAAUAUGUUAAUUAAAUGGGAGCAAAGAUUUUAUAUGAAAUGAGUUUAUAUUACAUUUCCAUUGUACUAUUAAGUUAGCGUGAAAGUUUGCCAUUAAAAUAAAGUGUUACCUCUUUUAUUACUCUGA
Molecule: messenger RNA, 7739 nt
Organism: Diceros bicornis minor
Lineage: Eukaryota; Metazoa; Chordata; Mammalia; Perissodactyla; Rhinocerotidae
Gene: FER
Product: FER tyrosine kinase
Exons: 20
Coding region: 1149-3617 (822 amino acids)
Biological process (GO): Fc-epsilon receptor signaling pathway; cell adhesion; chemotaxis
Molecular function (GO): non-membrane spanning protein tyrosine kinase activity; ATP binding
Source: RefSeq, a predicted model, not a curated record